GGAUAACGACAACGACGACGACGAUGGCGACAGAGACUAAACAACCAAGGACGUUCGUGGUUGCAGCGCGCAACUCCCAGCUGGCCCAAGUCCAAGCCAACUCUGUCCUCGCUCAACUGGAGCAACUCUAUGCCUCUUCCGAUGAUCCUUCAAAACCAAAGUUCACGACCUCGUUCAUGUCGACGGCAGGGGACAAGAAUCAAUCCCAAGCUUUGUACUUGAUGGGCGGGAAGGCGCUGUGGACGAAGGAAUUGGAGGUGGCGUUGAAGGAUAAGGAAGUGGAUAUGCUUGUGCAUAGUUUGAAGGAUGUGCCUACGACUUUGCCGGAGGGCUGUCUUCUUGGUGCGAUCUUGGAGAGGGAGGAUCCGGUGGAUGCCCUUGUUGUGAAGAAGGGGAAGGAGGGCGUUUGGAAGAGUUUGGAGGAUUUGCCGGAAGGGAGUGUGGUUGGUACUAGUAGUGUGAGGAGGGUUGCCCAGUUGAAGAGGAAGUUUCCCGGGUUGAGGUUUUUGGAUGUGAGAGGGAAUUUGAACACCCGACUUGCAAAACUUGAUGCGGAAGAUGGUCCUUACGCCGCUCUCAUCCUUGCCAAAGCAGGUCUGGUCAGACUCGGAUGGGGAGACCGCAUAACUGCUGACCUCAACCCUCCGACUCUCUACCACGCCGUUUCUCAAGGCGCUUUGGCAGUAGAGAUCAGAGAUGAUGAUCUCGAGUCUCUAGAGAUUUUGCAGAAGCUCACCCAUAGAGGGACGGAUUGGAAGUGUCGUGCUGAGCGCGCGUUGCUGAGGGUGUUGGAGGGAGGGUGUAGUGUCCCUGUGGGUGUUUACACCACGCUAACCAAAGAGGGAGGAGAUGAAUUGUUGGAGAUUACGGGGUGCGUGACAUCGCUUGAUGGAAGUGAGCAUGUGGAGGAGAGUUUGAAGGAAAAGGUCACGAGUGUGGAGGAGGCAGAGGCCGUCGGUGUCAAGUUGGCGAAGGUGCUGAUGGAGAAGGGGGCUACUAGGAUCCUAGACGAGAUUAAUAAGGAUCGGGAGCACAGGAUCGAGUUGGCCAAGGUCGCAGAUGCUAAGGGUGGCCCGUAGAUGAAGGAGUAGAUUAAAAGGACGAUGAGUAAUUGCUCUAGCUUAAUCAGUUUUGACGGUGGUUCCGGAAUCCC
Coprinopsis cinerea okayama7#130 is the source of this 1153-nucleotide messenger RNA. RefSeq names its product porphobilinogen deaminase. Gene Ontology annotation, cellular component: cytoplasm. Bases 24 to 1079 code for a protein of 351 amino acids. The record is from RefSeq and is a predicted model, not a curated record. NCBI's taxonomy places the organism in Eukaryota, Fungi, Basidiomycota, Agaricomycetes, Agaricales, Psathyrellaceae. The transcript has 3 exons. Gene Ontology annotation, molecular function: hydroxymethylbilane synthase activity. Gene Ontology annotation, biological process: heme biosynthetic process.